UCCUCUCACAACCCACGUGAAUUCUCUUCUCUUGGCAAGAUGUGUUGUAACUACAGCAACUCCUGUGGCUAUGGCUGUGGAUGUGGCUAUGGCUGUGGAUGCAGUCCCUAUUAUGGCUGUGGUUAUGGCCUCCGUUAUGGCUGUGGUUAUGGCUCAGGAUAUGGCUGUGGCUAUGGCUCCUGCUGUGGUUAUGGCACUGGAUAUGGCUGUGGCUAUGGCUAUGGCUCCAACUUCUGUGGCUACCGGCCAUUUUGGUAUAGAAGAUGUUAUUCCUCUUGCUGGUAGAACAUCACUGUCCAAGCCCCACUUGCUUCUGAAAUGACAUGCCUUAAUAGAGGGCUGAUUCAUGGAUCCAUUCCCAAGAUUUAUAUUUCCAAGUAAUUGCAUGCUUCAUAGGAGUUUUGACCUCAGGUGAACAUUUGUGGAUGACAUCUUCUGGCUUGAGGCUGUGUAGUAUUAUCUGACUAUUUUCCAAAUGUUAGUCUUUACUCCCCCAAUCUAGAUUCUGUGUUGUGACUGUGGCAAUGAUCCAUUCAUCCCACAUUUAACAAAUCCCAUAUUCUCAAUAAAAAUGGUUCU
This is a messenger RNA of Acinonyx jubatus (cheetah), 579 nucleotides long. Its product is annotated as keratin-associated protein 21-1-like. The record is from RefSeq and is a predicted model, not a curated record. The transcript has a single exon. Lineage: Eukaryota; Metazoa; Chordata; Mammalia; Carnivora; Felidae. Bases 40 to 285 code for a protein of 81 amino acids.